Messenger RNA from Entamoeba nuttalli P19, 690 nucleotides. RefSeq names its product zinc finger domain containing protein. Bases 1 to 690 code for a protein of 229 amino acids. The transcript has a single exon. The record is from RefSeq and is a predicted model, not a curated record. Lineage: Eukaryota; Evosea; Mastigamoebida; Endamoebidae.
AUGGACCAACAAAAACAAGUCAUUGAAAUUGAUUCUGACAAUGAGUCUGUUGGUAGUUGUCAUCACGAAAGUGAUGAUUCUGAAGUUGAGAUUGUAGGGGUUCAACAACUUAACCCACAAGAAGAAAUUGAGAGACAAAUAAGGAUGAGUGGACAAACACGAUACUUUAUUCCUGUUAGUGCACUUAAUGAUUUAGGUACUAACACUAUAACACCUGGUAUUUAUUAUAAUGAUGGAUUCGACACAGAAACAAGUGAAGAAUUAUUUGAUGAAGACUCAGAUGAUUUUCAAGAAAAUAAUUUCAAUAGAAUAACAUAUUUUCCUUCAAUUGGCCUUGUUACUAACCAACCACAAAGAAACUUAUUUUAUAAUUUUCUUAAUAGAUCAUAUGCAGAACGUUCACACCGUAUCAAUUCACGUCAAGUUAGUGAAAUUCCUGAUUGGAUGAAAUCACCUAAAAAAGAAGCUAAACCUCAAGAAAAAAAAGAGAAAGGAGUUGCUGAAGAAGAUGGAUUAAAAUGUGGAAUAUGCUGGGACACAAGCAGUGAUGUUGUAUCCACUGCUUGUGGACAUAUUUUUUGUAGAAGUUGUAUGUGUGAAUUAUUCAAAAAUAAAGAAACAGUAGAAUGUCCAUUUUGUAGAACCCAACUUACAAAGAAAGAUGUUCAUAGGCUUUUUUUAAAUCAUUAA